AUGAGGCUCUGCCCGUGCCGGGGAAGCCUGAGCGAGGCGGAGGCCGGGGCGCUGCCCGGAGCGGCCCGCAUGGGACUGGAGGCGCCGCGAGGGGGGCGGCGGCGGCAGCCGGGACAGCAGCGACCAGGGCCCGGCUCUGGGAGUCUGGCGGCGCGGCUGGAGGGGGGCGGGCUCCGGGCCUGGAUCGAGGAAUCCAGUCUCCACACCGAACCCGAGAAGGCUGGCCUCAGGCCUGAGCCGGGGACAGACGAUCCUUGGACAGAAUCUAGGACAGACGGACAGGCUGAACUCGAGGCAGGUGGUCUGGGAGUUGAGACUGAGAGGCCCAGACAAAAGACAGAAUCAGACAGGUCCAGCCUCCAGACACUUGCAGAAAGCAGCAGCCACUGGUCAGAGUUGGAGAGAGCCGGUGGUUGGACGGAGACUGAGAGGGAUGCCUUUUGGACUGACCCACGAAGGUUCGAUCUCCAUUCUCAGCCGGAGGCCAGUGUCUGGACACAGCCAGGGGUCGAUGGGCCUCGGACAGAGCUAGAAACAGAUGGGUCACAGAUCCUGCCAAAGAGGGACAGGGUCUGGGCUGGUGGCCUCUGGACCCACCAGAACAGGUCCAGUGCUGGGACUCAGCGGGCGGAGGCCUGUCCCUCAACGGAGCCAAGUGCCGACUGCUCAUGGAAAGAAGUGUAUACUGAUGGCUCCAGGACACAACAGGGUACUGAAGGCCCCCUGACAGAGCCAGGAGCUGAUGGAUCCCAGAUACUACAAGCUACUGAAACAGCCUGGCAACAGUCUGGGCCUGAUGGUUUCCCAGUACAACAAGAUACUGUUGGCUUCUGGACCCAGCCUGGAACUGAAGGACCCCAGACAGGCUACCUUUCGGAAGAGCCCAACCAAGAUGGCUCAGUAGAGGAACCAGAAACUGGGGAGCUGGGGACUCACCUGUACUCUCACCUGGGGUGUAGUCCCCUGUGCUCCGUACCCCGGCUCAUCAUCACCCCUGAGACUCCUGAGCCCGAGGCCCAGCCAGUGGGACCCCCCUCCCAGUUUGAGGGAGGCAGUGGCGGCUUCUCCUCUGCCUCCUCUUUCGACGAGUCUGAGGAUGAUGUGGUGGCCGGGGGCGGAGGUGCCAGCGACCCCGAGGACAGGUCUGGGAACAAGCCAUGGAAGAGGCUGAAGACAGUUCUGAAGUACUCACCCUUUGUGGUCUCCUUCCGUAAACACUACCCUUGGGUCCAGCUGUCCGGACAUGCUGGUAACUUCCAGGCGGGAGAGGAUGGUCGGAUUCUAAAACGUUUCUGUCAGUGUGAGCAGCGCAGCCUGGAGCAGCUGAUGAAUGACCCCCUGCGGCCCUUUGUCCCAGCCUACUAUGGUGUUGUGGAGAAGGGUGGCCAGAUGUUCAACCAGAUGGAAGACCUCCUGGCAGACUUUGAGGGCCCCUCCAUCAUGGACUGCAAGAUGGGCAGCAGGACCUACCUGGAGGAGGAGCUGGUGAAGGCACGGGAGCGGCCCCGACCCCGGAAGGACAUGUAUGAGAAGAUGGUGGCCGUGGACCCUGGGGCCCCCACCCCCGAGGAGCACACCCAGGGCGCAGUGACCAAGCCCCGCUACAUGCAGUGGAGGGAGACCGUGAGCUCCACCUCCACCCUGGGCUUCCGGAUCGAGGGCAUCAAGAAAGCCGACGGGACCUGCAACACCAACUUCAAGAAGACACAGGAGCUGGAGCAGGUGACAAAGGUGCUGGAGGACUUUGUGGAUGGUGACCGCCGAAUCCUGACAAAGUACGUGGCACGGCUAGAAGAACUUCGUGAAGCUCUUGAGAAGUCCCCGUUCUUCAAGACCCAUGAGGUGGUGGGCAGCUCCCUCCUCUUUGUGCAUGACCACACCGGCCUGGCCAAGGUCUGGAUGAUUGACUUUGGCAAGACAGUGGCCCUGCCUGACCACCAGACACUCAGCCACCGGCUGCCCUGGGCUGAGGGCAACCGUGAGGACGGCUACCUCUGGGGCCUGGACAACAUGAUCCAUCUCCUUCAGGGGCUAGUCCGGAGCUGA
Molecule: messenger RNA, 2046 nt
Organism: Orycteropus afer afer
Lineage: Eukaryota; Metazoa; Chordata; Mammalia; Tubulidentata; Orycteropodidae
Gene: ITPKC
Product: inositol-trisphosphate 3-kinase C
Exons: 7
Coding region: 1-2046 (681 amino acids)
Biological process (GO): inositol phosphate biosynthetic process
Cellular component (GO): cytoplasm; nucleus
Molecular function (GO): inositol-1,4,5-trisphosphate 3-kinase activity; inositol tetrakisphosphate kinase activity
Source: RefSeq, a predicted model, not a curated record